AUACCGUGCGCGGCUCCAAAAGCCUCUGAGACGCCUUUAUUUUACGAGAUAGGAAAAGAUACAGAGAUAUAUAUACUCCUAUAUAGAUAUAUAUCUCGUCACUCUCUUCAUUCCUUUGCCUAGAGAGAAACGCAAGCCACUCACUGCUCUCCGGUCUCCCUCCACUGCUGCCUUGACCAUCCACUUGGAAGACAGGGGGGAGCAGGGAGGGAUGGCGUGGAGGCCGCCAUGUCCAGGUGCCUGGAGCUGCUUGAUGUUCUUCCUCAGCUUGAUGCUCGCUGAGGCCGUCCAUGGCGUGGGGGCUCCCACAGCCGCUCCUCCGGCUCCGAGGCUCGCGCCAGCUGAAGUGCGUGUCCUCGGCCGGAUCGCGGCCACGCUCGGCGUGUCGCACUGGGACUUCGCCGCCGGUCCCUGCGACCACGGCGGCGGCUCCAGGGUGCACUGUGACUGCUCCUUCUCCAACGGUACCGUCUGCCAUGUCACCGAGAUAUUCUUGAAGGAGCAGAACUUCUCUGCUAAGCUCCCGCCUGACUUCGCCGACCUCCCCAACCUUCUCCAGCUAGAUCUAAGCAGGAACUUGUUCCAUGGUGGAGUGCCUGACCAGUGGGCCCGGAUGAAGAAGUUACAAGGACUGUCACUGAUGGCAAACAGAUUGUCAGGGCAAUUUCCCAUGGUUCUCACAAAGAUCACAAGCCUGACUAACCUGAGCAUUGAAGGCAAUGAAUUCCAUGGGCCAAUCCCUCCUGAAAUUGGAGGUCUCAUUCGAAUGGAGAAGCUAAUAUUAUCAGUCAAUGAGUUCACUGGGCCCCUUCCAACUGCUCUUUCAUUGUUCAGUAAUUUAACAGACUUGAGGAUUUCUAGCACUAAUUUUUCUGGAAGGCUGCCUGAUUUUGGGGGCAAAUUGAAAAGACUUGAAAAAUUGCAAAUUGGAGGAUCUUUGUUGGAAGGGCCUAUUCCCUCAAGUCUAUCUGAAUUGACAAACCUUUCUGAUCUGAGGAUUAGUGAUCUGAGAGGUAGUGGAUCAGCUUUCCCCGAUUUAAGUGUAAUGAAAUCCAUGAGAACAUUGGUACUUAGGAAAUGUUCCAUCAGUGGAAGCAUCCCAUCUUACAUUGGCUCGUGGACAACUCUUAAGCAUCUGGAUCUGAGCUUUAAUAAACUUAGUGGAGAAAUACCACCUUCUUUUGCUAACUUGCGAGGUGUAGAUUACAUAUAUCUAACGGGAAAUUCACUCUCUGGGAAUAUACCUGGAUGGUUAUUGAGAAGAAACAAGAUCACGGACAUAUCUUUUAAUAACUUCACAAUGGGGAGUUCAGGACCUAAUCAAUGCCUUCAAGGAAGUGUCAAUCUGGUGGAGAGCUAUUCACCUGAAAUGGACAGUCUAAAUAGUGUUCAGCCAUGCUUAAAGAGGAAUUUCCCAUGUGUUGCUUCGAAUGGACAAUAUCAAUAUUCACUGCAUAUCAAUUGUGGUGAUAAAGAAGCAAUUAUUAACGGAACCAAAUACGAAGCGGACACAACACCAAAAGGUGCUUCAUUGCUGUAUGUAAGCCCAGGGUCAAACUGGGCAUUUAGCAGCACUGGGAACUUUAUGGAUGACAACAUCACUGACGACAACUUCAUUGCAACAAGCAUAUCAAAAUUGGUCAUGCCCAAUUCAGAGUUGUACACCAAAGCCCGUCUUUCUCCUCUUUCGCUCACAUAUUAUGGGCUUUGCAUGUUCAGCGGGAGCUACACGGUUAAUCUCCACUUUGCUGAAAUUGUUUUCACAAAUGACAGCACAUAUUGUAGCCUUGGCAAAAGAAGAUUCAACGUGUUCAUACAGGGAAGAAUGGUGCUCGAGAAUUUCAAUAUUGAACAGCCCUCUGGUGCGGAUGGAAAGCCAGUUAUCAAGACUUUCCAAACAUACGUCACAAAUCAUACUCUAGAGAUUCAGUUCUAUUGGGCAGGAAGGGGGACAACAGGCAUUCCAUAUAGAGGUUCUUACGGUCCACUGAUAUCUGCAAUAACAGUAACUCCAAAUUUCCAGAUUCCGUUGGCUGUUGAACCUCCCAAAACUCGAGAUAGCAAAAGGAGUUCAAGGGUAUCCAUUGCUUUAGUGAUUGGAAUCCCUGUUAUAGCAAUAUUCACUGCUCUGAUUGUUGGCAUUUAUUGUAUUAAGAAGCGAAGAAAGAGUUUGAUGCAUAAAGAACUCAGAGCUCUUGACCUGCAAAUUGGCUCCUUCACUUUGCGUCAAAUCAAAGCGGCAACUAGGAACUUCGAUGCAGCUAACAAGAUUGGUGAAGGUGGUUUUGGUUCAGUUUACAAGGGUUUAUUAUCUGAUGGCACCAUCAUUGCUGUCAAGCAGUUAUCAUCAAGGUCUAAACAAGGGAAUCGGGAAUUCGUGAAUGAGAUAGGCAUGAUAUCUGCACUCCAGCAUCCUAACCUUGUCAAACUUUACGGUUGCUGUACAGAAGGAAACCAGCUCUCACUAGUUUACGAGUAUAUGGAAAACAAUUGCCUUGCACGAGCUCUUUUCGUUGAACAAUACAGACUGAGACUGGAUUGGCCAACAAGACACAAGAUUUGCCUUGGGAUAGCAAGAGGUCUAGCAUAUCUGCAUGAGGAGUCCGCAAUAAGGAUUGUGCACCGAGAUAUCAAGGCCAGCAACAUACUGCUUGACAAAGAUUUGAAUGCUAAGAUCUCAGAUUUUGGGCUAGCAAAACUUAAUGAAGAUGAUCACACCCACAUAAGCACAAAAGUAGCUGGAACAAUCGGAUACAUGGCUCCUGAGUAUGCUAUGCGUGGUUAUUUAACAGAUAAAGCUGAUGUAUACAGUUUUGGUGUUGUUGCCUUGGAAGUUGUCAGUGGAAAAAGUAACACAAACUACAGGCCAAAGGAAGACUUUGUUUAUCUUCUAGAUUGGGCUUGUGUUCUACAUGAGAGAGGAGCUCUUCUAGAAUUGGUAGAUUCAGAUCUAGGAUCCAAUUACUCAACAGAAGAGGCACUCCUGAUGUUGAAUGUUGCCCUGCUAUGCACAACUGCAGCACCUACACUCAGACCAAAGAUGUCGAAAGUUGUUAGCCUGCUUGAGGGCCACACCCCUCUUCAGCCCUUGCUGUCAGACCUCAGCCUUGCAGCAAGUAGCCUGAGCUCAAGUGGUGUACGCCGGAACUUCUGGCAAAACCUAAGUGAGAGCCAGAGCCUGACAGCAGAAGCUUCGUGCAAUGACACUAAUGAAUCAUCAGCCAUAGAUACAGAUGGUAGCCUGAGACCAUUGGUGAGUCAGAUGUAGUGGAUGUGCAUCAUAAACUAGGUGUACAUGUAAGACCUAGUAGGGAUAGGCCAGUAUAACUAUACCAAGUAUCAACACUGCAACAUAAAUAUCAAGUAGCAAUAAUGUAGUAUAUUGAUGUCUAAUCCUAGUAAGUGGUAAGUUAGAAGUAUUUUAGAAGUCUCUCCUUUAGAUUCAAUGGGAAUAUUAAGAUGAUGAUAUUGAUACAACACUGGAAGUUCCUUGUGUUCUGAGCUCUGGCCCUUCUUUUACUUCUAUUUCCAAAGGAAGAUUAUAAAUUUCUCAUUAAUUCU
Messenger RNA from Setaria italica (foxtail millet), 3561 nucleotides. RefSeq names its product probable LRR receptor-like serine/threonine-protein kinase At1g07650. The record is from RefSeq and is a predicted model, not a curated record. The transcript is spliced from 24 exons. Bases 212 to 3268 code for a protein of 1018 amino acids. Gene Ontology annotation, biological process: protein phosphorylation. Gene Ontology annotation, molecular function: ATP binding; protein kinase activity; protein binding. Lineage: Eukaryota; Viridiplantae; Streptophyta; Magnoliopsida; Poales; Poaceae.